AUGGCAAUGGUUGAUGAACUUGUUGACAAUGCUGGUGAAAUAAUUGACCAUCCAAAUGUUGUAUUUCCUUUGGCAAGUGAGGUCAAAGCUCCUGGAAGACCUAAGCACGUCAAAAGGAAAACUGCUCUCCCAAAGGACUUUGUCCGUCACAAGCACAGACAUCUCCUUGUGCAAAAGAACAAAAAUGAUAUCAGAAGUAUUUUGAAAGAAGGACUUAAAGAAGUGAUGAAGGAGUUCUUAGAGGAAGAGCCUCUCAAAAAAAUCAUAAAAGAAAUAAAAAAAGAAACCCAAUUCGCUGAAAAACAAGAGCCUCUCGAAGAAGCUAAAACAACCAAUUUCGCUAAAAAGCAAGAGCCUCUCGAAGAAGCCACCAUUUUGUUGACGUUUAACCCCAAGUCCAAUGGUUGGUGCGGUUUCCGUGUAUUUUCACACCUGAAAGAGGGUGGAGAGGAUCAGUUUCCUUUGGUGAAGAAGAUGUUGGCCACGAUGGCAACCCACGGUAAACUUUACGAGCACAACUUUGGCAUGGAUGUUGCUGAAGUGACAGAGGUCAUUGCCUUUGGCUCCGAGAUUGACCCUGCUCUUGGGGAAAAUAUCCCAUCUUGCCCUUCCUCUAUGUGGUUCUCUGCACCAGACUGUGCUCAGAUAAUAGCUGACACCUAUAACGAGCCUGUUUGUGUGUACUCGGACGAUCGGAGCGUCUUGCCUGUAACUUUCCUUCCCCUCCAUGAUCGGAAGCCUCUCAAAAGAAAGCCAUUGCCGAUGGUCUUGCACCAUGUACAUGGGUGCCACUGGACAACAAUUAAAGUGAAGCCUCAUGUACAUCGGUCCUGGCCUAAGGUAAAUGCGCUGUAUUUUGAUGCUAUCCGUAGAGGGAGUAUCAUUGACUGCUUUUCCACAAGUUGGAAUCAUUGGGGUCAGUUCCCAAAGAACAAGUCUUAUCUUUUACCCUCCACUACUACAACUACUACAAUUACUACUACUGCCACUAAAUCUCCUACAAAUUCUCCCGUAAAUUCUUCCGAUAUUAUUGACCUCACACAUAUAUAA
This is a messenger RNA of Phycomyces blakesleeanus NRRL 1555(-), 1050 nucleotides long. RefSeq lists its product as hypothetical. Lineage: Eukaryota; Fungi; Mucoromycota; Mucoromycetes; Mucorales; Phycomycetaceae. The record is from RefSeq and is a predicted model, not a curated record. The coding region runs from base 1 to 1050 and encodes 349 amino acids. The transcript is spliced from 5 exons.